AAAUAGUAAGAAUAGGCUAUUUUAACCGAGCCUCAUUGCUCAGGAAGUGACUAUAAUUAGAUAAUAUUGUUUACUAAUUACUUUACAAUUGUUUUAUAUUAAUAGUAGUUAUUGGUGAUGAAAUGACAACCCAUGCAAGAAACUUUGAUACUGGAUGCACUUGAAUUUGUCAAUUAAAUUAUGAAAUAUUUUCAAUCGCCAACGUAAACCUCAUAGUGUAACGAUUUAAUAUUUCAGCUGUUCAUCUCGGCAUGAAUAUAUUCAAAUGUCUGUCAAAUAUUUUCAUGAUUUUUUGAAAUUUUUACUCUUGGAUUGAUUUAAUUCUUUGAUAUGUUUAAUAAGUCAGAUGUGAAUGAGUAACGUGUAUUAAAUUGUGGCUGAUUAUAGUCAUGGUUCGACCUGGUGACGUUUCCCGUCUUAUAUCACCUUUCAACGAUGUAUUCAAUCUGAUCACAGAAGGAAACGAAAAGGCCUUGAAGCAAGCUUUCUAUAAUACCAUUGCAAUUUUAUUCAUUUUAUUCGUUCUUUCAUCGGUUGCUGCUGUAUACCUUGUGCUCCAGCCAUUCCUUCAACCCUUACUAUGGGCAACAUUGAUUGGAUCAGUUUUGCAUCCUUUCAAGCGAAAACUAACACGAUUUUCUCGCUGGUGGCUGACUGAUGACACUAAGCGACCUAUUAGUAUCUCAGUGAUAAAAAUGCCUUUAACUUUGAUCAAUUUUAUCGUCAAUUCAGUGGCCAAGAUUGUCCAACAUUAUUAUAAACUAUUGGCAUUUAUAUUUGUCACUCUCCUCGUCAUCCAUCUCAGUCUAUUUUAUUUCUCUUUUACUCACCAAUUAAUCUCAUUCUCCUCUCAAAUUAUAAAUACUUUGAUUAAUUUAUCCAAUCUAUUGAUUGAUUCAUGCAAUGCUUACCUAUUAAUCACCUUAAUUCUCAGUCAACUUUUGUUGAAUUUGCUUUCACCUACUAAUGUAGUUCAGCGAGCUUCCAACACUAUACUUCCUUUCACCUUUUUCUUCAUAAUUUUCAAAAUUAUCAGCAUAAUAGGUACUAUUGGCGUAAUUGUUUGCGUGAUUUUCACUCUCAUUACUUUGACUGGUUUUGGGGCCAGCUUAUUUCUCCAUUCAAGGAAUGAAACUGGUGAAGAUGUUCCCGAUGCUGCUUACAACAGAUUCCCAGCCUCUUUAAAGCGUUCAAUUAACUUUAUCUGGAAAUGUUGUCUAAGUCUGCUUCCAGCUCAUUCAUUCUCAAUCUCAUCAGAUGAAAAUGGUGACAAUAAAAAUGAGUCUGAACCGAUGCUAUUAGAUACUGAUAACCCUCCAUCUAACCCUGAUACCGAAAAAGUAAAAUCCGAAGAUAAGGAAGUUCAACCAGACUCAGUUUCUUCAACGAAAUCAUUACCCAGUGAGAAUCAAUCCGAUGAACGUGAAAAAUUGCCUCCAACGGGUAGUUUUAAACUCAGCAAUUCAUACCUUUAUUCAGUUUUCUGGAGCUGUCUCCUAGCUCAAGUCUGGUUGCGACCACAACUACUCUAUUUAACUCCUGUCCCAAUAUUCGUGUUUGCCGUAUCUUGGGUAUGGAGAAAAAUCAACGGGAAUCAGAUUGUAUCAGAAUGGAAAUCAUCGUUGCGUAGAUUUCUUGAAAACCAAUUUCCUUUUCUACAUAAUUCAAUUUUAACAGGAAUACAUCAAUACUAUUUUUUAGGAGAUGCUACUAUUGCAAGUUUUUUACUUGACUCGAUUGAUACCAUUUGCAGUCUUUUAACAAUCUUUGUCCUGUUAUUUGGAGUACUUUUUGCUGUGGCAUUUUUAGCAGUCCAGAUUUAUCACGAAAGUGCUUGUUUAGUUGAGCUGAUGGGAAAUGUUGUCAAUUCAACUUUAGUGAAUAAUCCUCAAUUAGCAACAGGAUUUCCUGCAAGUGACCUCAUCAGUCAAAAUGUUUUCGAUGAGAUGAUAAACAACGCUUAUAUUUAUGGUCGUCAAUGGCUUCAAAAAUCGAUACGAAACGCUUUAGAGGCUGGUCAGGAAAGUUCAAAUGCAACCGUACUGGUAGAGAAACAAUUACUUGAAGUUUGGGAUCGAGUAUAUCAUCAAUGGUUGAUUCGCAAUAACAAUUCAACUCUUACUGGCUUAGGAAACCGAUCUUUUGAAACAUACAGUUGGAAUCGAUUGUUUGCUGCUUUGAAGACGUUGGAUUUGGUUCUUUGUGCAAAUCUUCUCAAAGAAAAUUUGGACACUGUUCUAUCUAUUUUUGAUUCUGUCUGGGUUUUAUUGAAAUCUAAUUUCACUCUUUUAUUUACUGUAAUAACUGCUGUGUUAUCAAUGAUCUUAAGUGGUAGCACAGCAAUACUCAACUGUUGUCUUAAUUUUAUUGUGUUUGCCACAUCACUCUUCUACCUUCUCUGCUCCAGUGGAGAUGAAUACAAACCUGUUGAGCUAGCAGGAAGAUUUAUACCUAAUAUUGACAAAGGUGGAAACUAUUUGAACAAAUUUGGGCUAGCUGUUGAGGAAUCCAUUAAUAGCGUUUUUGCUGCCUCAUUUAAGAUGACUGUUUUUUAUGGCUUAUAUACUUGGCUGAUUCACACCUUAUUUGAAGUUCGUAUCAUUUACAUACCUUCAGUUCUUGCUGCCCUUUUCGGAGCUGUUCCGUUUAUUGGUGCUUACUGGGCAUCAAUACCUGCAGUUCUUGAACUCUAUUUGAUUCAUGGCUUAGGAGGUAGAUCGUUAUUGAUGUCUUUUUUCGCUGUUCUUCCAUCAUAUUUCGUUGACUCAGCAAUUUACAGUGAUAUCAAGGGCGGUGGUCAUCCUUAUCUAACUGGUUUAGCCAUCGCCGGUGGAGUAUUUUAUCUCGGCUUUACCGGAGCCUUUUUUGGACCAAUGAUUCUAUGUUGUCUAUUUGUUGCUGCUAAGCUGUAUACAUCAAUUAUGGCAGAUAGCUCGAUAAAGAACUCACUGUCUAAUGUUCGUGGCUUGAGACCUCCAUUGAAACGGUUGAAUACCUCAGUUGAUUUGUAACAAAAUUGUCCAAAACGUCCUUUAAAGCUUAUCCAAAGAAUCCAAAGUUAAAAAAUAAGAAAAUCAUGUUUUCCUGAUUAAAUUAAAUUCAAGCACUCAUUUCGGCUAAUCUAAUGUUAAGACAAUCAAUCAGAAAUAAUAAAUUCAGAACUUUUUUGCAAUAUUAUGAAUUUACAUUGGGCAAUCGUCUGUGAUAAAAACAAUACAUCAAUAUAAAUUUUGUCAUGUUACAGUGCUUUAAUUAAAACAUCCACAUUCUUAUUUUAGAAA
This is a messenger RNA of Tetranychus urticae (two-spotted spider mite), 3281 nucleotides long. Its product is annotated as transmembrane protein 245. NCBI's taxonomy places the organism in Eukaryota, Metazoa, Arthropoda, Arachnida, Trombidiformes, Tetranychidae. The record is from RefSeq and is a predicted model, not a curated record.